AUGGGAGUUGAUGGCAAAGCGAUUCCAAGUGUUGAUGGCGAAGCUAUUCCAGGGGUAGACGACGAGCAACAGGCGGGCUUCGAAAUUUUUGGAGCAAAGUCUUCGAUUGUGUUCUUCCUGGUGGGGGGAAAUCUUUUGGGGAGAAAAGUUGCAAAGGAUAAAGAAAAAAAAAGAAGAGUCCUAAACUACAUCAUUUUUUGA
Molecule: messenger RNA, 201 nt
Organism: Ilex paraguariensis (yerba mate)
Lineage: Eukaryota; Viridiplantae; Streptophyta; Magnoliopsida; Aquifoliales; Aquifoliaceae
Source: the annotation of a GenBank genome assembly